This is a messenger RNA of Exaiptasia diaphana, 1167 nucleotides long. Its product is annotated as phosphatidylinositol N-acetylglucosaminyltransferase subunit C. Lineage: Eukaryota; Metazoa; Cnidaria; Anthozoa; Actiniaria; Aiptasiidae. Gene Ontology annotation, cellular component: membrane; glycosylphosphatidylinositol-N-acetylglucosaminyltransferase (GPI-GnT) complex. The coding region runs from base 136 to 651 and encodes 171 amino acids. The transcript has 5 exons. Gene Ontology annotation, biological process: GPI anchor biosynthetic process. The record is from RefSeq and is a predicted model, not a curated record.
CAUGGCUGUUGGCGGCUGAAUGAAAAUAAUGAAGAAGUUGUGUAGAUACUUUUUCUGUAGAUUUACUGCAGUUAUAUCCAUACUCUAGUCCUCUUAUGAAKUAUAAUGAAUCUAUGAUACUUUAGUUCUGCAUAAAUGACAGAACGAAAGCCGUGGAGGAAGGUUUUGUACGAAGUUCAAGAUUAUCCUGACAACUAUGUCGACCACUCGUUCCUUGAAAAGUUGAAGAAAAAUCUUUACACAAGGACCUAUGACUUUCGKCGCGUUGCUUGGGAGUCCUGCAUGGUAUCUCAGCAAAUAAGCUGUGUUUGUUUAUUUGUGGCCAUUUUUGUGUACAUGGACAACAAAGUUCUAYUGCCAUCAACUUUAAUAACAAUCUCGAGCAUUUUAACCAUUCUUGGCUAUGUCGCCUAUGAAGCUGUUGAUCAAGGWAGAGCUAGAGUUGAAGUCAGUUGGAUUCAUGUACCAUUAACCUUGAUGCUGCUGGUUGUUGUAACAUGUUUAUUGUACCCAAUCUCAGUCUUGUUUGCUGUGCUGCUUGUCUUGGUGCAUGUCACUGUUACCAUAGUAUGUCCUCUAUGGUUUGUACAACUACAAAGCCUCAAAAAUAAUAUACAUGGACCUUGGGAUGAAGCUAUUAUCCAAGACUAGACAAGGUUGUUACCAGGACCUACCUUCAAACUAAAGGAGAAAGGAACCUGGAAACUUUUAACCAUCAAUCUCACCAGUUGUAGUCCAAGCUCUGCCAAAAUGGCUUCAAACAUCAGCUAGUACAUCAUGCUGGCCAUUUAUGUAGACUACCAAAUGAACUAAUUGUCUUUUAACUGUCAUGGAUGACAGUCGCCUGCAAAUGUAGAACAYUUCCAGGGUACAUGGACACUUCCAAAAAUAUUGCAGGCACAGGCAGACUUCUUCUUUGGUUGUGGGGAGGGAAAAUUAAAAAAACGGCUUAAAAAAAACCCGCUUUAGUAAUAAUUUAAGAUGAUAUAAGCGACUAUAUUUCUGUUAAAAAAAGGAGGAAAAAGAAACAUUGUUAUUUCAGGCUAGGCUCGAACCCACGAUUCGUAUUUCGACACCGUGAGAUAAUUGAAAGAAUUGAUCCUGGGUGGCCUGUGUUUAUUGUUUAAUGUUUUUCAAAAGCUUUACCAUUAAAACUAAAAAGGAUUA